UUUGCUGGCAGUGCUGCAAAUGGGCAAAUGCUCUGUGUACCUUCACUGACGCGUUCGCUGCAAAAGCGCUGGCGCUACGUCGACGGCGAUGCGACAGGGCAGCGUGUGCUAAAUUUUAGGCGGAUUGGCAGCCGUAUGCGUGAAAAACGCAGGCAAAAAUUAAUGCAAACUUAGCUAGCGGUGUAAGUCACUAGCACGCAGCCUCAAGUCCUCUUGCAAGCCGUACUCGCACUCUAAAAUUCGUCAGGCUUGCACGCAAGGCCUCAGGGACCCGCACUGCAGUGCUGAAAAACCGUGGAGGUUUUGAGCCGCGCGUAGACGGACAGGACGCUAGAAAAAAAAAGGCACAGGAGAGCUGCUCUCUCGUACAUUCCCCCGAGCUGCGAGGGCCGCUACCGCUGCGACGCUGCGAUGGAUCUCAUCUUCCACGGCCCCUUGGGCAUGGAGCUGUCCUUGGAUCGAAGCGCCGGCGUCCCACGGGUCAAGGCCGCCGAGCACGACAGCCCGGCGCUUCUUGUGGUCGGUCGCGCGCUGACGGCGAUCGAGGGUGUACCCGUCGGCGAGAUCCGCGACAAGAAAUCGUGGCUGGCAGUCGUCGCAAAGCUCCAAGCGCCGGAGCGGCCGCUGUCGCUCUCGUUCGAGGCGCCCGCGGCCCCGCCGCCGGAGGAGGAUCCUGUCGCCGCGGAGGAACGCGCGCGGGCGGAGCUCCAGCCGGUCGCGGAACGCGCGGAGUGCGCUCUGAGCACGGAACAUAUCGAGGAGCGGUUCCUCGCGAGGGAGCGGGCGCGCAUGGCCAAGGACUACCGCACCGCCGACGCGAUUGAAAAAGAGCUGACAUUAGCUGGCGUUAAUCACAACAAAGCCAGGUGGUGGAUACCAGGCACCAGUCGCGAGGGGCCGAUGCCUUGCGCGCGAGACACGGGCGCGUUGUGCAGAUAUUACAGCGCUGGGAGGCCUUGCCCGCACGGCGACCGGUGUCAAUUUUUGCACGCCGACGAUAGUAGACCCGGCGAGCGAGUACCCGUGGCUUCGUCAGCGCGGCGCUCGCGCUCGCGCUCGCGUUCGCGCUCGCCGCGGCGACGGCGCGAGACGUCGCCGCCGCGCCGCAAUCGCCACGACACGGCGCCACCGGGCCUGGGACAGCGGCCGACGAGGCGGCACCUCGUCUCCGCGGCGGAGUCGGCUCGCGUGCCGCAGCCACCGGUCGAGUCGGAGCCGGCGGCGCGCGGUCCGACCGGCGAUUACAUCAGAGAGCCACCCGAUGACGAUGCGAUCUUCGACAUGGUCUUAGCGCAAGAGUCAGUGCCCAAAUCCGUCCCCGGUAUUUGAAUUUUAAUCUACGCCACACAGGCGCGAAAAGGCCAGAAUUGCGAGAGACUACGCGACGGCCGACCGCAUGCGAGCCGAGAUGGCCGCCGCAGGCUUAACCGUCGUAUACCGCGACGCGACGGGCCGCCCCGACAAAAGCCGCGGGGCCGUGACGUGGUACACCAACGACGGUAGGACCGGGCCGCCGUCGCUCAGCACGGUCGAGAUCGAAUCACGCCUGCGUGCGUGGAUCAGGGCGCGCGACGUCGACCAGAACCAUAGUCGCACCCGGGACCUGCUCGCGGAGUGUGCAGCACGCGGCAUCGGGAGAAGCGAAAAUUGGAACAGUGCGGGCGGACAGUGGUUCACCGCACAUGGGCAGCGCGGUCCUAUGCCGUCCUUGGAGGGCGACACGCCGGCCGCGCCUCCGGUCCCGAGCGCAGGGCGCGGCGCGCUGCGCUGGUUCACUAUCGACGGACGAACCGGUCCCCCCAAAAUGAGCGAGCGAGAAAUCGACGCCAGACUUCGCGAGUGGGUGCGGGCACGUGAGGACAAUAUGCGCCUGAGCCAUGAGCUGCGGGCCGAUCUAGCUGCACGCGGUGUCCGCGUCGCACCGGGCCAGGGUUGGUACACCGCCGGUCCCAACGGCCUGUCUGGUCCGAUGCCGUCGUUGGACCGAAAGCGGUCGCGCUCGCGCUCGCCGCGCCGCAGUCGCCACGACACGGCGCCCGGGAAGCGGCCGCGACCGCCUUCGCCGCCGGGCCUGGGACAGCGGCCGACGCGGCGCCAUCUCGUCGCCGCAGCGCCAGCGCCGUCCGAGGCUUCGUCCUCCGACGGCUUCUAGCCGCGGGUUGAUUGUGUAAGUACCGUGAC
Molecule: messenger RNA, 2181 nt
Organism: Pelagomonas calceolata
Lineage: Eukaryota; Pelagophyceae; Pelagomonadales; Pelagomonadaceae
Source: the annotation of a GenBank genome assembly